Molecule: messenger RNA, 629 nt
Organism: Symbiodinium sp. CCMP2456
Lineage: Eukaryota; Dinophyceae; Suessiales; Symbiodiniaceae
Source: the annotation of a GenBank genome assembly
AUGCUCGCAUCGCUGGACGCGUCCGUGGAGACGGCCCUGAGACAGCCCACCGCGCCGCCGCCUGGGCUGCCGGCACCACCAGCGUCUGAUCUUCAAGCCCGGCUCUGUGUGCGAAAUACCUUCCUAGACCUCGACGACUCUGAUCGGGAAUCGAUCGGCCGCACCUACAGCGCUCCGGGGCGCGUGGAGGGGGACACGCCGCGAUCCCUUCUGGAUGGCCAUGGUUUCGCUGGCGAAGGCGCCGAACCCACGGCGCUCCAGCGCGCACUGCAGCGGCAUGCCGAGAACUUUGCGGGGUCCUGGUCGCUGAUCCCCUACGACCCGGAGAAUGUCGGUGAUGAUUUGGCGAGGCACUGGGAGCUGUUGCAAAGCAGCUCUGGAGGGGGCUCCGCCCCUGCCCCCGGCAGUGCCAUCGUUGAAGCGGCUAGAUCGCUUUUCGAGGACAUCCCGCCGCAGCCGACCCGGUUCGGCAGAGCAGUGGAGUGGCGUUGCGGUCCUUACAAAAUCUUGCUGGGCUGCGACCUCGUUGUCCUCCGGAGUGCCGAUCAAAGUGAUCUCUCCGACUUCGCCUCCUUUAAGCUCAUGGCGCCCAAUGUUACCCAUCCUUCCAAAGAGGAGCCGCUGGUCCG